GCUAGCAAACGCGCUAGCCAGUUUUGUUCCCCCGUUUAAGAUUAAUCUCGGGUUAUAAUGGCUACAAUGUCCGGAGGAGCAAACCUGGAGAUUCCAGGGUCAAGCCAGAGCAGCUCAUUGACGGCCACACACCGGAAAAAAGACAGCAGUCCGUCCGCCAGGUUCUGGGAGAGUCCAGAUACUUUAGCCCAGCUGGAGGUGGUGCGACAGUGGAUCGGGAAGCAGUACAAAAAGUAUGUGCUGGUGGAUGCUCCAUCUUGUCAGGCUCUGGCUGCAGUGACCCUGCAGCUUCUUCAGUUUCAAGAGGAUGCGUUUGGCAGACAAGCUACCAGUCCUGCUCUCACCAAACUGCCUGCACAAUGCUUUCUGGACCUGCGGGCAGGAGGUGGACUCUGCCACAUUCUUGGCACCGCUUACAAGUUCAAGGCUGAGCAAGGCUGGAGAAGGUUUGACUUGCAGAAUCCAUCAAGAACUGAAAGGAAUGUGGAGAUGUUUAGUACUAUUGAAAGAGCACUGACACAGAACAACUGUAUGUCACUGCCUGUGGUAUAUCUGGACCCCACACUGGACCAGGAGCUGGCUGGCAGACUGACUGGUAUCAUCACCAAGCACCAGGGUACACUCACAGAGGACAGAGUGCUUGCCAGCCACCACAUAUAUCCCUCACCUGCUUCUACAGAAGAAGAUGAAUGGAUGCGUCCAGUCAUGCGAAAAGACAACCAUGUCUUGGUACAUUGGGGCAUGCACCCUGACAGUUAUGACAGUUGGUUGUCCUCCAGUGAUGUUGAAAGAGAAGUUGAAGAGCCACCACAUCCAGAAAAACCUUGGAGGGUCCAUUCUGGCUGGGUUCUGGACACAGAUGUUUUCAACGAGUGGAUGAACGAGGAAGACUAUUGUGUGGAUGAGAGGAAUGUACCAGUCAUUCUCCGCCAGCGCAUUCACCUCCGAGAUGACCAGCAGGACUCAAAGUCCACACCAUUCAAAAAGAGAAGACGCUCCCCAUCUCCUCCUUCCUCUGAAGGCAGGAAGAAAGGAAAGAAGGGGAGAAGGCGUGGACAACAAGAAGAAGAGCCAGAAGAGGACCUGACCAAAGACAUGGAGGACCCUACUCCGGUCCCUAACAUGGAGGAGGUCAUACUACCCAAGAAUGUCAACCUGAAAAAGGACAGUGAGAAUAUUCCUGUCAAAGGAGGGACUAUGGCAGACCUGGAUGAACCAGAGGAUGAUUUCCCAGGAAGGGAGGAUGAGGAGGGGAGAGGAGAGAUACCACGCCUAUCAGAGGGAGAGGAAAACAUCACAGAACAAACACAUCAUAUCAUAAUACCGAGUUACACUUCUUGGUUCAAUUAUAAUAGCAUCCACUCAAUAGAAAAGCGUGCACUCCCUGAAUUCUUCAAUGGAAAGAACAAGUCAAAAUCUCCAGAAAUCUUCCUGGCCUACCGUAACUUCAUGAUCGACACGUACCGACUUAACCCCCAGGAAUACCUGAGUUCAACCUCCUGCAGACGCAACCUCACUGGAGACGUCUGUGCUAUAAUGAGGGUUCAUGCGUUUUUGGAGCAGUGGGGUAUGAUUAACUACCAGGUGGAUGCAGAGAGCAGACCUCUCCCCAUGGGACCCCCACCCACUCCUCAUUUCAACGUACUGGCUGACACACCGUCCGGGCUGGCCCCCCUGCAACACAAACCUCUGCAGGUGUCAGCGUCGCAGCAUAUGUUGUUUUUCCCAGAAAAGAGCAGAGAGAAGCCUUCAGACAGCCAGAACUUUGGUCUGCGCACAGACAUCUAUGCCAGGAAACACCCAAAGACUAAAGGAGCGAGUGCAGGAAGGGAAUGGACAGAGCAAGAGACACUUUUGUUAUUAGAGGCCUUAGAGGUUUACAGAGAUGACUGGAACAAAGUUUCAGAGCACGUGGGCUCCAGAACGCAGGACGAAUGUAUCCUCCACUUCCUUCGUCUGCCAAUAGAAGACCCUUACUUGGAAGAUUCCUCGGCUUCCCUCGGCCCACUGGCGUACCAGCCCGUGCCUUUCAGCCAAUCAGAGAACCCCGUAAUGAGCACUGUGGCCUUCCUGGCAUCUGUGGUGGAUCCACGGGUGGCAUCAGCGGCAGCUAAGGCUGCACUGGAGGAGUUUUCCAAAGUGCAGGAGGAGUCCAUCGAUAAAGUCUUUGAAAUUUCCAACCAACCUGAAAAGACAGAAUCAGUGGAUGCAGAAAAAAUGGAAACAAACUCUUCUUCAAAUCAGGCCCCGGCUAGGGCAGAUGGACUAAAAGUGGAAGCCAGUGGGGCAAAAAUGGAGGCAGUACUAGUCAAAAGAGAAAAUGCUGAAAAUAUACUUGCAGAGGAGAGAGACGCGAGGGGAGAUGACGACGACAGCGUAGGGCGGCGAGAGGGAGAAGGGGAUGAGGGGAGGAGAGUGAUGGAGCUGGACCUGGUGGAGGGCAGCGUUGCCACUGCAGCAGCAUCGGCUCUGGCCUCUGCUGCUACAAAGGCUAAGCACUUAGCGGCAGUCGAAGAGAGAAAGAUCAAGUCCCUGGUGGCUCUGCUGGUGGAAACACAGAUGAAGAAGCUGGAGAUCAAGCUGAGGCACUUUGAGGAGCUGGAGACCAUAAUGGACCGUGAGAAAGAGGCUCUGGAGCAGCAGCGGCAGCAGCUACUGUCUGAGAGGCAGACGUUCCACACUGAGCAGCUGAAGCAGGCAGAGAUGAAAGUGCGCCAGCAGAGGGAGCAGCAGGUGCAGCCAGGAUUCACAAUGCAGCAAUCAGGCCAGCCCAUGCCCAACCGGAUGAUGCCCAUUGGAGGGAAUGCCCAGCCGAUGGCCCCUCGACACCCUGGAGCUCCCAAUGGCAUGUACCCGUCCUCACAGCCUGAUGGGAUAGCACCAACUCAGCCCGGUCCUCCAGCGGCAAGCCACACUUGAUCUGACCACAAGACCGGACAGAUGCACCAAUCCACCUUCAUCAAGGACACACGUGAAAAUGUAACACUGGUGUAGUGUUCAGGAACAGUAAAAAUUGAAGUCUGUAACUCUCCAGUAGUCACUUUUUUUUUUUUUUUUUUAGACUGAACGUUACACAAGCACAUAAAACACAGCUGAUGUGUAUUUGGUCAAACGGCUCAGUCCGUCUUAUAUCUGUGAAAUGUUUGUGUUCUGUUGAGAAAUCUGCAGAUUGAGCUCAGCUCAUUAAAGUUGUUUUUAUAUGA
Messenger RNA from Scomber scombrus (Atlantic mackerel), 3203 nucleotides. It is a transcript of the gene smarcc1b, whose product is annotated as SWI/SNF related, matrix associated, actin dependent regulator of chromatin, subfamily c, member 1b. Gene Ontology annotation, molecular function: nucleosomal DNA binding; histone binding. NCBI's taxonomy places the organism in Eukaryota, Metazoa, Chordata, Actinopteri, Scombriformes, Scombridae. The transcript is spliced from 28 exons. Gene Ontology annotation, biological process: positive regulation of DNA-templated transcription. The coding region runs from base 58 to 2919 and encodes 953 amino acids. The record is from RefSeq and is a predicted model, not a curated record. Gene Ontology annotation, cellular component: npBAF complex; SWI/SNF complex; nBAF complex.